UCAGUCAAGGAAGAGAAAUGGCAAAUGCAGAUUGCGAAGUAACGUUGAUUGCAUGUUGCUUUCUUAGUUGACGUCAGAGAUACGACAUGUAGUGGAAAAGAACAAAGCAUAAAUUUGAAAAAACAAUAUGAGAUUUUGGAGACGGUCGAGGCAGUCUAGGCACUUUAGUACCUUUGAGGACAGUAACGCUAGAGGGGUUACAGAGUUAGCUGGAGGGCAUGGCUUGAGUAAUCUCCGAUGGAACCCCUUCUAUAGAGUGAGCCGUGCAGGACGUUUUCAUCCCUUUCACUCGGUUAUCAACCCAUUUCUGCACCAGACACAAGAGCAUGUGCCAAAAUGUUUAGCUCUUGUUUCACACUCUGAGAUUCUAAGGGGACAAAGCGUGGAGAAUUUUUCUCAUGAAUGUUGGCUUCAAAACCACUUACAUCAGUUUGCACAUUCAUCUGUAAACAAUCCUUCAAAUAACAAUGUUGAUCUGACAGAGGAGGUUGAAGACACAGAUGAUGUUGACGAUGAUAGCCCAGUGGGAAGCGAUACAGAGAGACACUCUGUCUCAUCUGUCAACAGCUUUGAGUUUGAUGAUGAUGAGGAGGAUGAUUUGCAGGAAGAAAGAUCAGAGAAUCAACUACCACCUGACAUCUUUAACUACACAAUGGCCAUAGAGCUGCCACCUUAUAACAAUGAACCACCGCCGAGUUAUGAGGAAGCUGUCGCAGAGGACGCUAGGAGAGAGAGGCAACUUAACUCAUCAACUCGAUCUCGAGAUGCUUUCCUGUGGUGAAACAUUGAGUUUUUGAGUUAGAUUAAACCUAUAGUGGUGCAUCGCUGUUCUGAAUUGAUUUGCUCUCUGUAUUGAGAUUGUGAUGUAUUAUUUGUUUCUUUGGAUUGAUUUUUUGCUAUUAUCAGAAGAAAAAAAAGUGUUUUAUAUGGCUAGUAGAUAUAUUGUCAACAGAUGUUAUUAGAAUAUAAUAUGUAUUCUCUAUAAUUAUAUUCAGUAUUGUAUGUUAGUUUUACUCAUGAACAGCUACUGAUAACACUCUUUAUAAUAUGUAUAAUUAUAUAUACAUGUAACUAUAGUAUCUAUUGGACAGCACAUAUUUGAAAGAAAAUUUUACUCAUCCCCGACAUUUCAUUCACAAUACUCCCGGUCUAAGAUAACAGUUUUGUAGGUGCCUGUAACAGCUCAGAAUAUGAGGCCAUCUUUAUUUGGGUGAAUAAUAUACUGAAUGUAUACCAUAUUUUUUCAGAGUGAUAUCAGUGAAAUCUAAUUGCCAGAUUUAUUGGACUUUGUUUUAUAGCAAGAGUAAGGCCAUGAUCAUAAUUUACCUAGGAGAAAUAAAGUGCCUUAUAGUGAUCUGUGAGUGAUUAGACCCCUGUGAUAAUACAAAGGUAAGAUCUGUAAGUGAUUAGACCCCUGUGAUAACAAAAAGGUAAGCUCAUUUACCGACUCUAUUGUGGACUACUGCUGCUGUUGUACUUCAUGUAGAUUUAGAGAUUUUUUUGGAUGUACUAAGACUAUGCUGUGUGCAUCAUUUAUGAAAAUUUUGUAUAAUCCAUGAUUAUCAACACACAUUUGUGGAAAUCUGAUUUGAAGAAAGUUAUCAUUAUUAUAGGGAAUUUGAUAUGAAAAUACAUGUAAUUCUUAUUGCAUGGUCGAUGGAAGCUCUAUAUGUAUCAAAUGGAUUACAAAUAUAUGAAUGUUCAAAUUUUGUUGUAGUUUGAAGAAAGUGAAGUUUUAUAAAUCCUUGACAAACUUUUUUGAAUCACUCUAUUUCUGGAAAUCUUUUCCUCCUUGCAGUGUUAACAAUUUUAUCUUAAUUCAGAUUAGCCCUUUUCAGUAGUGUUGGUUGACUUACAUGUAUAUUUAACCCCUUUAUGAAUUUAGCUAAGGUUAAAAUUUGAUCAUUAUGAAGGUGAAAAUGGGAAAAUAUAAUCAGGAUAAAAUGCUGCAUUCCUGUUUUUCUGAUGUAGUACCAUACAUGUAUAUAUAAAGUAUUAUAGACUUGACAUACCUCUAUAAAUCAUAUACUCAUUCCUCUUUGCGUCCCACUAUAUUUUGAAUUAUUACCCCCUCCCUUGUACAUGUCACUUAUACAUUGAUACACAUGUAGAUUUUAUGAUGUAUUCUGUGUUGCUUCACAUAUAGGCUUGGUAAUUGUUUGUUUUUAUGUAGUAAACCUUACUCUUUGGUAUAUAUUCAUUUUGUUAUAGCAACUGUAUAACCAUCAUGAUGUAAUCACUAGAUUUCAGCAUGAAAUACAUUAAAUAUCAUAUUUUUUUCAGAGAAGUAGAAUUUAAACUACAAUGUAGAUGAGAUGUCAGAUCUGCUGUAAACAUUAAUAUAAAUACAAUGCUUUUUUAGUUCCCAUGCAUACUUCUAUUUAUGUUGGUUUUUUUCCUUCUUUUGACAUACCUGUAUAUGUCAUGCAAACACAAACUAAAGCAAAUUUAAUGCUUAAUUUGAAACCAAAUAGGUGAAUUUCAUAUGAGCCUUUCCAUGAUUACAAAAUAUAAAGGAUGUGACACCAUGACAUAGGAACUUUAGCCUUUUGACUUGUGCAUAGGAACUUUAGCCUUUUGACUUGUGCGUAGGAACUUUAGUCUUUUGACUUGUGCAUAGGAACUUUAGCCUUUUGACUUGUGCGUAGGAACUUUAGCCUUUUGACUUGUGCUUAAGGUGAUCUGUUAUUUGUCAGAGUUUACUUGUGCUCUAUAAACAGGUACUGUAAAAUCACUUUAUUUUAGUGGGGUCAAUUUUUCAUAGUUUGAGGAAAAAAUAUUGAUUUGAGGGGAUUUAUUUUCAUGAUUUAAGAAGCUUAAUAUUGCUUUGAUUAGAAAUUUUAGCUUUGGAGAACAGGAGUUCAUGGGUCUCUUCAACCAUGAAAACAACAAAAAAUAAAACCCCUAAGCAAAUAUGUGAUUCACUGUACAUGUAUGUAAAUUCACAAGUUGAUGUUGUUGACUCCGAUGGCAUUUUAUUCGGGCAGCAUUUUUUGUGAGAUAUUGUUAGAAGGUGCACUUUGUUUUUUGUACACAUUGUUAAAAAAUUAUAUCCUUAAAGGAAGACAACAUAAGCUUCUAAAUACAAAGAUUCUGAAUCUAGACAGAGUUUGUUUCAAUCUGAUUUAGAGAAAUUAAUUAAUUUUGUGAUGGCAGAUUGUGGGUUGUUUUGAAGUUAUUUUUAUAUCUAUAUACAUGUAGAUAAGACUUGUUUUAGGAAUGCUUUACAUGUAUAUGUUAGGUUAGUGUUUGACUUUGAAAAACACCACUGUGAUUUAUUUUGAUAGAGCUAAAAAUAAACAAUUGAAAGUAGUUUACUGUAAAAGGAUAAAUUCAUACACUAUUAUUCAUAUGUAAGUUAUUAUAUAACAAUAUAGUAGGUAUUUAAAAAGAAUAAAAUGAAAACCUUUA
Molecule: messenger RNA, 3411 nt
Organism: Saccostrea echinata
Lineage: Eukaryota; Metazoa; Mollusca; Bivalvia; Ostreida; Ostreidae
Exons: 2
Coding region: 128-781 (217 amino acids)
Source: RefSeq, a predicted model, not a curated record